Messenger RNA from Episyrphus balteatus (marmalade hoverfly), 895 nucleotides. It is a transcript of the gene IscU, whose product is annotated as iron-sulfur cluster assembly scaffold protein IscU. Gene Ontology annotation, cellular component: cytoplasm; mitochondrial matrix. Gene Ontology annotation, biological process: intracellular iron ion homeostasis; iron-sulfur cluster assembly. Bases 114 to 575 code for a protein of 153 amino acids. The transcript has 2 exons. The record is from RefSeq and is a predicted model, not a curated record. Lineage: Eukaryota; Metazoa; Arthropoda; Insecta; Diptera; Syrphidae. Gene Ontology annotation, molecular function: ferrous iron binding; 2 iron, 2 sulfur cluster binding.
UCUGUUUUUCUUUCGGUUUCUAGAUAACACGCAGUUCUAAAUCGAAGGCAUAAAAUCUACAAAAAAGUUCUCAUAAAGUUCAAUUAAAAUUUAAUUAAAAAAUAAUAAUAAUAAUGUCUCUUACACGAGCAUCUCGAAUUUUGCAAAGCCAAAUUAAGCGAGUACAAUCUGUGCCAGCUGCAUUUUAUCAUGAAAAUGUAGUUGAACACUAUGAAAAUCCUCGUAAUGUUGGCUCUAUGGACAAAAAAGACAAAAACGUCGGCACUGGACUUGUGGGUGCUCCGGCUUGUGGCGAUGUAAUGAAAUUACAAAUUAAAGUCGAUGAGAAUGGUAAAAUAAUCGAUGCCAAGUUCAAAACUUUUGGCUGUGGGUCGGCCAUUGCCUCAAGCUCAUUGGCCACCGAAUGGGUCAAGGGCAAGACAAUCGAUGAGGCUGGCAAGCUCAAGAAUACGGACAUUGCAAAGGAAUUACGUCUUCCCCCUGUAAAAUUGCAUUGCUCUAUGUUGGCUGAAGACGCAAUCAAGGCUGCUUUGGCUGACUACAAAGUAAAGCAGCAGGGAAGUGAUGCGCAAUAAAGACAAAUAAUAGAUAGGAGUGUUAUGGAUGGAUGAAGCCGUUAAUAGUUGAUUCUCGGCGAAUAACUGCAGAGCGAGAUAUUUUUCUAUAGGAAACCUAUUAAUUAUUGUAUUUUUUAAAAACGUUCAUUAUUUAGAAAUUAGAAACUGUUUUUGAACUGAAAAAAUAAAUUUAUAAUGCUUCUUUCCGCUUCUUGACAUUGAGUGGUUGAACGAACUCGUUUCUAAGGAUGUAAGUUAGCUACAACCAGAAGAUUUGAUUAAACUUAAAAAGUUCAUACAAAUUAUUAGCAAGAUAAAUAAAAAGCAUACAAAUAAAA